AUUUUUCAACAAUGCCCGUCUGCUUUGUUUUUCAAUUUUUCAGUCACUAUUUUUGUUGGUUAGGGUUGUCUGUGAAGGGCGCUAAUUAUUAAACAAACCCUUCUUUUAGCAAAACCUUGCUGUUAUUACAUAAUAGUAAAGUUUGUUACAUCUGUUUGUUAAAAAUCAUAUCAUACACGAUGGCAUCAAAACUAUCAUGCACAUUUUUAUUGGCCUCAAAACUUUUAAAAUCCCAAAAGGCACUUAGCUACAGCUUUAAACCCAAUAUCUGCGAAAAUCUGUUUAAGGGUCACAAUAUUAACUUCAAUGUUGGUGUGCAAACCAGACAGUUUUCAAAAUCUGCCCAGAGCAUAGAUGGUAACUUAGAAAGUUCAAGAGAGCAAAAGAAUUUAAAGAGAGUAUAUUAUGGGCAAUUGUCACCGCAUAUGCGAGCAGUCAAGUUGUUCUCUUUGUCAAGCAGUAUAGUGGGCAUCACAAUGCAGCCUUUCCUGUAUAAAGAAAUUGUGUCAACAGGAAAUGUUCCUAUUAUUUUGGCAGCAUAUUCAUUUAUAGGUUUUUUUACAGUUGUAACACCUUUUUUGUUACACUUUAUUUCCAAAAAAUAUGUGCUGGAGCUGCACUAUAAUGAGGAUAAGGACACAUUUAUUGCAAAAACCUUGAAUUUGUUCUGUGUGAUUAAAGAGACUGAAUUCAAAGUUGAAGAUGUUGAUGUCCCAGAUGUGCCAGGAAUGUUCUCCACAUUUAAUGUUAAAGGAAAGCCACUGUUUGUAGAUCCGCGAAGCUUUGAUUAUCCCGAAUAUUAUGCAAAGCUUAUGGGCUACGAUAAGCCUAUGGAUUUUAAACUUAGUAGUACAGAAGAUAGAGGUUCUGAUAAAUAAACUGUGAUUUGUAUAUAAAAAUAAAGUAAUAUAAAGUUUAAAAAUACUAUAAA
Anthonomus grandis grandis is the source of this 931-nucleotide messenger RNA. RefSeq names its product transmembrane protein 70 homolog, mitochondrial. Lineage: Eukaryota; Metazoa; Arthropoda; Insecta; Coleoptera; Curculionidae. Bases 180 to 878 code for a protein of 232 amino acids. The record is from RefSeq and is a predicted model, not a curated record. The transcript has 3 exons. Gene Ontology annotation, biological process: mitochondrial proton-transporting ATP synthase complex assembly. Gene Ontology annotation, cellular component: mitochondrial membrane.